Molecule: messenger RNA, 1805 nt
Organism: Diprion similis
Lineage: Eukaryota; Metazoa; Arthropoda; Insecta; Hymenoptera; Diprionidae
Exons: 10
Source: RefSeq, a predicted model, not a curated record
GAUUUAAAUCAAGUAAAAGUAAAUAUGGCCAGUGGAAUUACUGGAGGCUCGAGCGGAGCGUCGUCCAUAACUCCAGAGUUUGUAAGAACUCUGGAAACUAAUUUGCACCAGAAUAUAGCCCGUCUCGAAAAUACAAUUGAACAGUACAAGACUAGCAAUGCAACUUUAAAACAAGAAUUGGAGAGCAAGGCCACCAAAUUGAAGACUAUGGUGAAAGAAAUACAUGGUCGGAAAAAAAGAGUUGAAGAACUGAAAAACACCCAGAAAGACCUGGACCAGUCCAACACAGAAUUAACUCUCUACGCAUCAAAGUUGAAGGCAGAUUUGGAGGCGUAUGAGAAAGAGAACAUCAGACUUCGUAACGAGCACCAGGAAGUCCUCGACAAAGCCGAUGCUAAGUGGGAAAUGUACAAGGCAAAGUACGAAGAGCGGCCAAUGGUCAAAUUGAUGAGGCAGGAAGAAGGCAAUUUAAAAAAAUCCAAGAUUGAGCUGAUGGUCAAGCAGAAUAAGCUAAUGGAACUGAAAAAAAUUAUUGCAACACGCGAAUCAAUUCACAUAAAACAGAGGAAUUGCCUUGUAAUAGAAUGUGCGAACAUAUAUAAGGAAGCUGAAUCCGAAACAGUGAAAAUGCGUGCUGCAUUGAGCGCUCAAACCGAGCUGCAGGAAAAAAUAAAGCAGCAGGCAACAAUGAUAAAAGAGUUUGAGGAUGAACAAAAGGAGAAGUCAAGAAUGUCGCAAGAACAAUUAGCAGGUGGCAAAAUUGCAAAAAGAGAUUUUAAUUACACUAUGUCACAAUUCGAGCGUAUUAAAAUCCCUCCCAAAAGUGUUCCACCAACUUUUCCUGACUGGUGGAACGAUAAAUCAGACAGCAUUUCCAUUACCAGCUCAAUGAUCGAUGCGCUAACUGAGCCAGCUGCACAGCUGCAACUAGCCGAUGUAACGAAUACUGAAGUACCUGAAGCUAGACAGUCACCUAAUCCUCAACAGAGUAAUAGUCAAAAUACAGAUGCUCCUUGCUUUGCAGAAUCGAAUGAACAAAUAAUCUCUGAUGUUGAAAAGGGUCAAGCUGCGGCGGUUGACCCGGAUGUAAUCAACCCCUCAAGAAAAGCUUCCAAAGAUACGGUCCAUAGGAGAAUAUGUGAGGGGUCAGAGAUACUAAACGAGGGAAAUAUUCAACCAAGUCAGAUUAGAGGACAAAAUUUUAACGACGAAAAGACAGAGGAAGAAGGAAAUGGUGUGGGGCAAUGGGUCAACUUGGAUUCCCUCGAUUAUUGUACACACGAAGAACCUGAGCCGAAGCGGCCAAAGAUAACCAGCAUUUCAUCUGUCAAGUUUAACAUCCCCCCGAAGAUGACGGAGUAUUCAAAGUGUAAGCAACAGCCUCCACCAUCGCCAACCUUGUCUCAUAUGGAUUCGAUAUCCGAAUGUAGCUGGAGGCCGAAGCAAUUUUAAUCUAUUUAAUGUAGUUUAACCAUAGCUUUGUUACAUUUUCUAGAUGAUUCAAUUCUCAACUGUGAUCAGGCAUCGCAGCAAUCUGCGGAUACAAUGGAGCGAUUUCGUUUAAUGCUGUCACCGCAACCGAGUCUAAACGAGAGUGAAGACCAGCACUCAGAAAGGGGAAAUUCACAACAGACCCCUCAACUAUCUAGAUCUGCAUUUCUCAUAGGCGAAAUCCGUGCAGCACCUUCGCCUUUUAUCGACAUAAGCAACAAGGAGACAGCGUCAACACCUCGUGGAAAUAAGAGCAAAUUUUCUCUCAAUAUGUUUUAAAGGUAAACAAUAACCAUUAGAGUUCAGCAUAUCAA